This is a messenger RNA of Microcebus murinus (gray mouse lemur), 2786 nucleotides long. NCBI's taxonomy places the organism in Eukaryota, Metazoa, Chordata, Mammalia, Primates, Cheirogaleidae. The record is from RefSeq and is a predicted model, not a curated record.
GCCUCCUGAGUAGCUGGGACUACAGAGAUGGGGUCUCACUAUGUUGCCCAGGCUGGUGUUGAACUCCUGGCUUCAAACAAUCCUUCCAAAGUGCUGCGAUUAGGAUGUGGUUGCAGCCUUUGACAUCAGACGGGAAGCUCCGCGAGUUGACUGAACUCUGAUAGAGAGAUAACGAGGCCAGUUGCCUUUGAGCAACUCUCUGACGAUCAACUGCCUCCCAGCCCAUUCCUAGCCCCAGAGCUGCUUCCUCCAGGGCGUGCUAAGGAGUGAUGCCCAAGGAGCAUCACUUUUCAACCAUCAGAUCAUGAACAACUUUAUCCUCCUGGAAGAACAGCUCAUCAAGAAGUCCCAACAAAAGAGAAGAACGUCUCCCUCCAACUUCAAAGUCCGCUUCUUCGUUCUAACCAAAGCCAGCCUGGCCUACUUCGAGGACCGCCCUGGGAAAAAGCGCACCUUGAAGGGCUCCAUUGAACUCUCCCGAAUCAAAUGUGUCGAGAUUGUGAAAAGUGACAUUAGCAUCCCGUGCCACUAUAAAUACCCGUUUCAGGUUGUGCAUGACAACUACCUCCUGUACGUGUUUGCUCCAGACCGGGAGAGCCGGCAGCGCUGGGUGCUGGCCCUUAAAGAAGAAACGAGGAAUAAUAACAGUCUGGUGUCCAAGUACCACCCUAAUUUCUGGAUGGAUGGGAGGUGGAGGUGCUGUUCUCAGCUGGAGAAGCUUGCAACGGGCUGUGCCCAGUAUGAUCCAACCAAGAAUGCUUCAAAGAAGCCUCUUCCUCCUACACCCGAAGACAACAGGCGGUCACUUCCAGAACCGGAGGAAACAGUGGUCAUCGCCUUGUACGACUACCAGACCAACGAUCCCCAGGAACUGGCGCUGCGAUGCAAUGAAGAAUACUGCCUGCUGGACAGUUCUGAGAUCCACUGGUGGAGAGUUCAAGACAGGAACGGGCAUGAAGGAUAUGUACCAAGCAGUUACCUGGUAGAAAAAUCUCCAAAUAACCUGAAAACCUACGAGUGGUACAAUGAGAGUAUCAGCCGAGACAAAGCUGAAAAACUUCUUUUGGACACAGGCAAAGAAGGAGCCUUCAUGGUGCGAGAUUCCAGGACUCCGGGAACGUACACCGUGUCCGUGUUCACCAAGGCCAUCGUAAGCGAGAACAACCCCUGUAUAAAGCAUUAUCACAUCAAAGAAACAAAUGACAACCCUAAGCGAUACUACGUGGCUGAGAAGUAUGUGUUUGAUUCCAUCCCUCUUCUCAUCAAUUAUCACCAACAUAAUGGAGGAGGCCUGGUCACUCGGCUCCGGUAUCCAGUUUGUUCCUGGAGACAGACAGCCCCCAUCAAGGCAGGGCUGAGAUACGGGAAAUGGGUGAUCGAUCCCUCGGAGCUCACUUUUGUGCAGGAGAUUGGCAGUGGGCAGUUUGGGUUGGUGCAUCUUGGCUACUGGCUCAACAAGGACAAGGUGGCCAUCAAAACCAUUCAGGAAGGGGCAAUGUCAGAAGAGGACUUCAUAGAGGAGGCUGAAGUCAUGAUGAAACUCUCUCACCCCAAACUGGUCCAGCUCUACGGGGUGUGUCUGGAGCAAGCCCCCAUCUGCCUGGUGUUCGAGUUCAUGGAGCACGGCUGCCUGUCGGAUUACCUGCGCAGCCAGCGGGGACUCUUUGCCGCGGAGACCCUGCUGGGCAUGUGUCUGGACGUGUGUGAGGGCAUGGCCUACCUGGAAGAGGCGUGUGUCAUCCACAGAGACUUGGCUGCCCGAAAUUGUUUGGUGGGAGAAAACCAAGUCAUCAAGGUGUCGGACUUUGGGAUGACAAGGUUUGUUCUUGAUGAUCAGUACACCAGUUCCACGGGCACCAAAUUCCCAGUGAAGUGGGCAUCCCCGGAAGUUUUCUCUUUCAGUCGCUAUAGCAGCAAGUCGGACGUGUGGUCGUUUGGCGUGCUGAUGUGGGAGGUCUUCAGCGAAGGCAAAAUCCCGUAUGAAAACCGAAGCAACUCAGAGGUGGUGGAAGACAUCAGCACCGGAUUUCGGUUAUACAAGCCCCGGCUGGCCUCCUCGCAUAUCUACCAGAUCAUGAAUCAUUGCUGGAAAGAGAGACCGGAAGACCGGCCGGCCUUCUCCAGACUGUUGGGUCAACUGGCUGAAAUUGCAGAAUCAGGACUUUAGUAGAGACUCGGUGCCGGACCACGGGCUGCAGAGCCCGAAUGAAGGAAGGGUGUCCUCCUUCCAUGGAGCAUUAGAAGCUGCCACCAGCCCAGGACUCUCCAGUGGCAGUGCGGCCUGUGGCGCCAGUCCCUGAGCUGCCACGGAGGCCGGACCCUGACUGCGACUGGCAGCCAGGCCACAGGCAGGAGCGUCAGCCACAGAGCCGGGACGCUGGCCAGGACGGAGGCCACGUCGCUGCCCUCCCUCCAGCCUCUUGUCACCUACGGCGCACAGACCUCAAUCUGACCACUUUCAGGCAACAUUUCUUGCACUUCUUAGCAAUCGGGAGAGACAGGGGUAGGAUCCCAGGUAUUAUUUUUAUUGUUAUUUGAAACAUGGAUCUGAAAUGUAUGGUUCAAACCAACGACAGACACGGUAUCCCAGGAUAUCAAAUGUAUUGGAACCAACAGCACAGUACCCCAGGAUAUGGGGACAAGGGGAACAGGGACUAUGACUCUUUUUCUAGAAAAACCGGUGAGUUAAAACUAAGGUCAGCAAGAUGCUGGCAGCCACAGCUUCCUGCCGCAGAGGGUAGCAGAGCAGCUGUUCUCGCAGGAGGCCGGAUUUUCUGAGAAGCCGC